CUAUCCCUUACAUGAGAGACUGUGAUGAAAUGUUUCAAACAGGCCACACAGAGAGUGGUCUUUACAUAACACGUCCUGAUAACACCCGCAAACUAGUGGUCCAGUGCUACAUGGAUGGAUGCAAUGGGUGGACUGUGAUCCAGCGGAACAGCUUUGACACUGAAAUCAUUUGGUCAGAGACAUGGACAACCUAUAAAUAUGGGUUUGGCAACUUGGAGGACGAUCACUGGCUAGGCAACGAAUACAUCAGCCUCAUUACCCGACAGAAAUGGUACAAAGUCAGAAUUAACUUGGUGGAUGCCAACGGCAAUCACAAGUACGCAGAAUAUGACAGUUUUAUCUUGAGAAAUGAAAGUCAGGGGUAUGAGCUGAACCUAGGGGCAUAUGAAGGUAACGCAGGGGAUCCUCUCACCUCCUCACGGACCAAAAACUUUCAUGACAAUAUGAAGUUCUCAUGCAAAGAUCACGAUCUGGACAGAUCAACUUCAAUUAAUUGUGCAGAUGUCCAUGGUGGGGGAUGGUGGUAUGACUCCUGCUUUGAUGCACAGUUAAAUCGCAAAGGUGGUAUUCACUGGGGUACUCUAUGUGAUGAGAACUGUAGGGAGUCAGUUAUAAUGCUGAAGCCCAUCCACAUGUAUUGCAGCAGGGUUUAG
Molecule: messenger RNA, 653 nt
Organism: Gekko japonicus
Lineage: Eukaryota; Metazoa; Chordata; Lepidosauria; Squamata; Gekkonidae
Product: fibrinogen-like protein 1-like protein
Exons: 1
Source: RefSeq, a predicted model, not a curated record